AUGCGUUGGUCAAUUAUGGCGUGGAGCAAGAUUUUGAGCACCACCACUGCGAGUUGCUUCAAGCACACUGGACUCAUGAAUGGGCCGACUUCACCAGCAGUUGAAGGGGGCGCUUCAGCAGGGGACAUUCAGCAGCCUGUGCAACAGGAUGCAGAUCUGGUAGACCAGGAGGAUCAGGAAGUGGAUAAGGAUCUAGAGUCAGCUCUGCAACGCCUGCCUUUGCGCAAUCCGAUGUCUAUUGCGUCACAGCUCAAUCCAGUUGAUGAGGAGCCGACGGUGCAUGCGGAGUAA
Molecule: messenger RNA, 291 nt
Organism: Peronospora matthiolae
Lineage: Eukaryota; Oomycota; Peronosporomycetes; Peronosporales; Peronosporaceae
Source: the annotation of a GenBank genome assembly